Molecule: messenger RNA, 519 nt
Organism: Papaver somniferum (opium poppy)
Lineage: Eukaryota; Viridiplantae; Streptophyta; Magnoliopsida; Ranunculales; Papaveraceae
Product: protein GLUTAMINE DUMPER 2-like
Exons: 1
Coding region: 21-449 (142 amino acids)
Biological process (GO): regulation of amino acid export
Source: RefSeq, a predicted model, not a curated record
AAUCAGAGAAACCCUGGAAAAUGAGGAAUGGUGGCACCAUUUCUUUUUUAUCAACAGCAACACUAGCAACAUCACCAAUCCAAUCUCCAAGAUUGCAUUCAUCACCAAUACCAUUUCUGUUUGGAGGAUUAGCAGCUAUGUUUUGUUUAAUUGCGAUCGCUCUUUUGAUCCUCGCUUCUUCUACUUGGAAAUUAUCUAUGUUUUUAUGUAAUGAUAAUAACUGUGAAGGAUCCACACAUCGUGGUGGUGGUGGUGGUGGUGAUAAAUCAGCGGAAGAAGAAAGCGUUAAAGUAGUGUACGAAGGGCAGAUCGGUCUGAUCAUGGCUGGUGAUGUUAAACCUACUUAUUUAGCUGUACCUAGAUCAUUAGGUGAAAAACCUAAGGAAAACGAAGAUCAAAGUGAUGUAAUUAGACGAGCCCUAGAAAACCCACAUCAUCAAACCCAGUGAUAAUUUUUUUUUCUUCUUUUUUCCUUCUUCUGUUGUAGUUCAAUCGUUAAAGGAAUUGGAACGGGUUUAC